This is a messenger RNA of Bemisia tabaci, 2439 nucleotides long. The record is from RefSeq and is a predicted model, not a curated record. NCBI's taxonomy places the organism in Eukaryota, Metazoa, Arthropoda, Insecta, Hemiptera, Aleyrodidae.
UCUAUCAAUCAAGUUUGGAGGUUAGAGUUCCUUGCGUUCCAUGUUUUGGCUUAUGUUUGAAUUUAAACCGGUAUAUUCUGCGCUUUUCUAGUCAUAUUAUGUUUGUUUAGUGUUAAAAAAAUAUCAAUAGAUUAAACGCGCCGACUCAUUUUUGUUUAUAGCAGUUUUGAAAUCACGCUUUGCUGCGUGUAAGCCGCCAACUAUGAAGUCUUGUUCUCUUGCGCAUCAAAAUCACCGUCUCUCAUUUUAAAGCGUUCACUUGCUUUUCACCUCAUCAAAUUAUACAGCGAUUAUUUUUCCAUCAUGGUGAAAGAUUCCAUUGCUACAAAACAAAACAAUGGUACCUCAGAUAUUAAAGUAGAGGUUGUCCAUAUAAAGUCAGAUGUAUACCAGCAAGCAGUUCAGUUUGAAGAGAGGGAAGCCCUCGAAAGAGAUCCAGACAAGGAUUUGGUUCUCUGCCUGGACUCCUGUCAAAAAUUCCGUGAUUUGAUGAAUGAAAUAUUUGCUCUAAAAUGUGAGCCAUCGCAAUCAGCUGAGGAUUCUACGGAUUCUAAAGCCCUCAUCGAAGAGAAAAAAAUAAGCGCAGCACUCCUUUCUGUUAGCUUGAAAAAACUAAACAGACUUGAGAAAAUUCGGACAAAAAAUCUUCGGGAAGAAUUGCAUCAGAAGAAGCAGCUCGUCGACAGUUACGAAUUGCAGCUGCAAAAUUUACUAUAUGAGUUGAUGUAUUUGAAGAAAGAAGUAACCAAAUGUCUUCAGUUCAAAUCCAAGGAUGAAGACAUUGAGCUGAUUCCAGUUGAACAGUUUUAUGCAGAAGCACCCAACAGCGUCAAAGAGGAGGACAUCACAUCCCAAGAUCCACACAAAUUGCGACUGGCUCGAUUACAAUGGGAACUUCUUCAGCGACAGCAGCUAGCCACUAAGUGCAAAGAGCUUCAAGAAGAGAAAGAAAGAGUCACUACAGAAAUCAAAAGAAAACGAUCUCAGCUGGAAAACCUGGCUCCUCUCCUAAAAACUGUGUUAGCUACUGCCAAGCCUGUUUUAGACAACCUUGGCUUAACUGCAGGACAUUCUCUAAAUGAACACCCUCUUGCUUCUGUUCUCCCUCAUCCAUUGUACUUCUUGUAUGUUCAGUCAGUUGCGUUGAAAGAAGUAACUGUUUCAAAAAGAAGAACGGCAUAGCUGGAAGGAUCCAAAACUUGAUAAAAAAGCAGAGCAUUUAAAGAAACUGUUGGCUGAGCAUCCGCUAUCCUUAACCAUCAGCAUACCCAUCAAUGAAAAUGGCUCCAGUAUUUCAAUGAAAUUCAGCUACCUGCUGAAUCUUCGAGUUGUUACAGUGAGAAUUUCAGUACAGAUAUCUGAAUCUAUUCGAGGAAUUUCUGCCAGUGCCCUAUUAAAUCCAUUCAAUAUUCUAUCUGCAUUGUAUCCAGGAGACUAUGGAGAAAUUAGUCCUAAUCCAGCAAAUUUUCAUCAAUUGAAACAGGUAGGUGUUCAAUCGUUUGAUAGAGAAGCUCUAGGCACUCCAUACAACUGGGCUCAGAAAAUUGCAGGACUCGAUUUUGAGGGCUGCACAUCUGUCAAUAAAAUCGAAGCCAAAUGUAGUAUUAGUCAAGAGAACCUUCCCUCUGUGAUGAAAGCCAUUAAACGCAGAUUGAAGUCUCGCAUCGCUCUAUGCAAGCAAAUACAAGAUUUUGAGGUAGGGUGUGUGAUGGUUCCACCACCUCUUAUGGAACAUUUCCCUCCAAAACGCCAGUGUGAGUUGACUCAAUGGAGGCAAAUCGCUUUCUCUGAAUAUGAGGCCCUCGGCUAUACAAAGCAUUUUGUUGAAAAUGCAGUUGUUACCAAGUAUGAUAUCUUCUUCAAAACACUCUUAACCAGGAUCAAUCCAGGAAUAGAUGUCCAACUGUAUGUAGCAGUCGCUGUGAGGGCAAAUUAUCCAGAAGCACCACCUGUCUUUGCCGUUUGCUGCUCUAACGAAAAAAAUUUAAUACCCGAGGAGAUUUAUGCCAGAGGGAAAACAGCAUUAAAUGAUGAAUGUGUCAGGAAUAUGGAAAGAGAAGUGAAUUGCCACUGGAAUGAAGUUGUGCAAGAUCUCAGUGACAGUAAUCGUGCUGCUGUGUUGUUCACUGCUCAAAUGCUGAAACUCAUGUCCUGUUUUGAUGUUAUGAUCGAUGCACUAGCUCCGUCUGCUUCUGGAUCUCGAGAAAAAAUGUACAUGGAACCAUUGAAGGGCCGGGAUCGUGCUUAUCCUCUUCGAUAUGUUCAAAGGAAUGGAGGCAUAUUCAUGCAUCGUUAGUUCCUGUUUUUUCCCAUCAAAUUUGUUUAAUGUCAACUGAAAUGCACAUUAGUUUAAAACCCUUACUUUUCUAGAUGAUCUAUUCUUUCUUUUCCCAAAAAAGAUUUCUGCAAGCUUUUACACCCCUUUAUUAUUAAAUGUUG